Molecule: messenger RNA, 12040 nt
Organism: Xyrichtys novacula (pearly razorfish)
Lineage: Eukaryota; Metazoa; Chordata; Actinopteri; Labriformes; Labridae
Source: the annotation of a GenBank genome assembly
AGAAAAAAUUUAGGGUAAAAUUUUACCCGUCGUGCUGAGCUGCGAGCCCCGCUGGUUUCACUGGCGCACGCGUCUCGAAAUACAUUGACGUCCCCGUCGCGCCAUCUUUAGAAAACUGAGAGCCCAACACUGAAUGAAACUUCAUUUUCACUGUCCAUGAGGACUGCUUGCUGCAUGGAGUGAUAUCAUUACAUUUCCAGGUGACGCUAUUGUGUAGCGAUAUUAUCGCAGUGAUAUAUUUGUGUCGUUCAUUGUCGAAAUCGUGUGGUUUUGUGUCGUAGUUGAAGACAUAUCUCUCAGGUAACCAUGCUAAUGCUAACACCAGGCCUAACUCUAGAUGAAUGCUUCGGGUGACCGUGCACCUAUUUAAAAGCAUAAUAAAAAGAAUAAGCGACGAUAGUAAUGUGAGGGAGGGAGUUCUGCACAUUUCCAAGUCAAAAUGUGCCCUAUGUAGUCAGCUGUAGAGAUCAAAUAAGACUUUGAAAGCGCUAUUGUUGAGCUAACUGUAGAGUGCAAGUUAAAAACAAUCAAGCCUGCAUUUACUGGGUCAGUAACCCUGGUUCGAUUUGCGAUGAUUUGCAGUGACUAUGCCGUAAUUUUAGUUUGCAGUGAAUGGUUUACAGUGGCUAGUUAUUUUAAGUAACGCCCUGAUAGUAAAACGAGGUGGUUUCGGAGGAUUUUAUUGCCUAACACAGCAGAGAAAGUACUGUGAGUCUCCAGUCUUGUGUAUCUCACCUGUGCUUCUUGCCCUCAGGUGUUUGAUCAGCAAAGGUGAUCAUGGGGAUUAAAGCUCAGCGUCCUCGGUGCUUCCUCGACAUCGGAAUCAGCAAUGUUUUUAGUAAGUGAAUAACCUUACUGUUCACAUUCUCAGGUAUUAAACUCAUUAGUCUGAGGCUAGAAUUGAAGAGAUAUUCUUGUGUAAGUGUAAUCCCUGGUCAAACACACUGUAACACCGAGUUAGACACCCCAUUGAGAGAUGAAUGUUGCCGACUGCUUGCUUCUCUAGUUAUGCCAACUUUGGUAACCACUGCACGAUAGCAAUACACAGCGGUCUGAGGAGCCACACACAAACCUCAACCAAAACGCCACUCUAUAGCCACAAAUAAUACUCAGAACAGCACCUAACUUCAUCAACAGUACAUAUAGGGUCACAGCCAUGGUACUAAUCACCAAACAUCUUUUUAACUUUGCCUGAUUUCUUUAGCAAAGAGACUUAACACAACUCACCCACUCUCUUCCAACAGCCGCUUGCUUUUAGCAUCCAUCACGGACUACAGUGGGGUGACGCAGCUCAAGGAAGAACAUUUAUGAUAAUUUCUUCAUGGAAAUGCAAUCAGACCGAGAAGCUAAGGCAGGAGAACUACCGCGUCUGCAGUGCAAAACGAUUAAUAUGGUGAUUAUUACUUCAAGGAAAUGAUCAUAAAUGUUCCUCCUUAAGCUCCGUCACCCUGCAGCAGUCCAUAAUGGACUGGCCUGAGGUCUCAUUACAAACAAGCGGCUGCUGAAGGAAAGUAUGUGACUUGUGUUUAGUCUCUUUGCUAAAGAAAUUAACCCUAUGUACUGUUGAUGAAGUUAGUUGCUGUUCUGAGCAUUAUUUGCGGCUAUAGAGUGGCGUUUUGGUUUGUUUAUGGCUCCUUAGACCGCUGUGUAUUGCUAUUAUGUGGUUGUUACGGAAGUUGGUAUAACUAGAGAAGCCAGCGAUCGGCAACAUUCAUCUCUUGAGGGGGUGUCUAACUCGGUGUAAGGGUGUGUUUGACCCUAAAUAUCCCUUUAAUGUUUCAGGGCAGCCCAGCAAUAAGUGGUGUCUUCAUCAUAGUCAGUUUGAGAAAGGUUUCUUGAUGUUGACAGUGAUCAUAUAUCUGAUAGAGAUUUUUUUCACAAUGCUCUUUCUUUAUAGUUGGCAGAGUUGUGGUGGAGCUGUUUUCAGACAUUUGUCCCAAAACAUGUGAAAACUUCAGGUGCCUCUGCACAGGUGAAUAUGGGUUUUUUUUUCCACAUGAGUAUGACCAUAAUGUUUUCAUGUUUAAGCUCAUAUUUGUAUUUAUACACACUGUGGUUUCAUAAAGGUGAGAAAGGCGUUGGGAAAGGAACUCAAAAACCUCUUCACUACAAAGGAUGUCUGUUCCAUCGGAUUGUGAAAGACUUCAUGAUUCAAGGAGGAGACUUUAGUGAAGGUAAGUUACAUUAUAUUGAGAACGGGCUCUUUUAAUAUGUACACAAAAGGUCCAAAUAUGGCCUGCUGCAAAAAGAUAAUGAUACAGUUGGCAAAGCUGUCCGUUUUUAUCUGGAACUUAUAGAGUAUGCAUAGGCUGGUAUGAUCUUCUGAUGGUAUGACUACCUUAAGAUAAACUAUUACAGUUACAUGUAACCCCAGUUUUGUGAGUGCAGCUCUAUAAUGUGUAAUUUUGAAAUGUCUUGCACUCUGAGUAAGAGGGCAUUUUUCUCCGUUGAUCGUUAUUAUCUUUUUUUAUUUUCGAACAACAUAAAAAUGACUGCAUUAUGAAGACUAAACAGUUGACCCCACAGUCAACAAUAGUAUUGUCAUGCCAAAUAUCUGUUGUCUGUAGCUCUACCCUUUGCAAAUUUUAAUUCUUUCUUUGGGAUCGUAGGCAAUGGAAGAGGAGGGGAGUCCAUCUACGGAGGCUUUUUUGAAGGUAAAGAGGCCACAGUCAAAGCUGUCAGUUGUUAUCCACACCGACGUUGGCUUCAAGAUGGCAGUACAAUCUUCUCCUUUUCCCCCAGAUGAAAGCUUUGCCGUCAAACACAACAAGGAGUACCUGCUGUCUAUGGCCAACAGGGGCAAAGACACAAAUGGAUCCCAGUUUUUCAUGUAAGCAUUGAUUCUGUUAAUACAACUUAUAGCUCGAACUCACCAGAGCUCAAUCUGGAGCCAAACCAAUAAUUAUGUGCCCUUCUGUUUUUCUGGGACGGCCUGCUGACACCUCAGAACGACAAAACCCUCACCACAUUUAGAUGGGUAAGUUCCACUUGAAACAUCAAUCAAUUUUACAGUGGUUUGCUUCAUAUGUCUCAUGCAGCUGUAACUGAAGCUGAAUACAAUCCUUGAUUUCUCAGUGUCCAUGUAGUUUUUGGUCAUGUGAUCUCUGGCCAAGAGGUUGUUCAAACCAUGGAGAACCAGAAAGCUGAUCCUAAUAGCCGACCAUAUGCUGAAGUGAAAGUGCUGAACUGUGGGGAGCUCAUCCCUAAAUCCAAAGGUUGGUUUGUGAGAGCCACAAAUGUCAAACCUGGGGUUUGCUGAUAGUUUUGUAUUGUAACAACACAGGCCUUCUAAACAACUUCUGAUUCUUUGCAGCAAAGAAAGAAGAGAAAAAGAAGGAGCGAGCUUCUUCCAGUUCCAGCAGUAGCUCCAGCGACUCUGAUAGCUCUUCAAAAUCCUCCUCUGACUCUGAAGAAUCAGAGAAAGAAUCAAAGAAGAAGAAGAAGAAGGCCAAAAAGCUCAAAAAGAAACAGAAGAAGAAGGAGAAGAAAAAGUAAAUACUUAAAUUUCUUCUUCUUUUUUUUUUUUUUUUGCAAACAACACAAUCAGUAUCUUGUUGUAAUUCAAAUUCUGAAAUGCUCCUUCAGGUCAGAGGCUGAAAGUGCUGAAGAAAAAGAACAAGAAGAUUUGGUUACUUCUACAGUACGUCCUGAAGAAAUUCCCCCUAUCCCAGAAAACCGCUUCCUCAUGAGGAGGAGUCCGCAAGCGGCUCAAAAGCCCACAGAGGAGCCUGAGAAGAAUGAAAGAAAGAAAGAGGAAAGGCAGAGAGAGAGGUCGGUCUACUUGACUUACAGCCUUUAUGACAAACAUCCAAAUAUUAAUUCUUCUAUGAAUUUAUGCCUUGUUUUUGUUUUGUUUUUUCUCUUUCGUAAGUGCUGGCAUAUCGUAUAAUUCUCAGUCAGCCUAUCACAGACGACUAUCGAUGACUCGAUCUGGAAGGAAGAUUAAAGGCAGGGGUCCAAGGGUAGGUUCACUGCACCAAUGAAGAGAGCUUGGCUGAGAUUUUGUCCAUACACAUAACAUUUAAUUUCCCCAGGUAUAAAGAUUUAGUGGGUGAUUUUUCAGUCUGUUCAGAAUCUGUACAACAGGAGUAACUGAUUUUUUUAUUUUUUUUUUACCCAGCGAUACCGCACUCCGUCACGCUCUCGAUCAAGGUCUAGGGAUCGUUUUAGGCGCAGUGAAACCCCUCCACAUUGGCGUCAGGAGAUGCACCGUCAGAGGAUGAGGGCGGUCACAGGGGAGCGCUGGAUCAAGGGUGACAGGUGAAAACCUUUUUUUUUUUUUUGAAGACCUCUAUCUUUGUUUUUGUUUUUUUUUUUCACAUUUUUGAGCACUGUGCCUGUUUUAACAAAAGUAAUAAAUCCUUUCAUAUAAGCUCAAGAUCCUUUCUGUUAUUGAUUGCCUUGUUUAGUCUAUAACAUGUCCUUUCAUGUUUUGUUUUUUUUAUCAGAGGUGACAUGAAUGAAGCCAAGGAUGAUGCUGGGAAAGCUCAAAAAAGAGAGAGAAAGACAUCCAGCUCUAAACAUGGAGAUACAGCUGACGGCAAAAAAGACAAGAAGACUCAGUCCCAUAGAUCCAGAAGUAAGGAUGGAGAUGCUACGGAGAAGGAUGAGAAGCAGAGCAAACACAAGGCAAAGAAAAAGGACAAGUCUCAGAGCCGCAGUAAAAGCAGAGAAAAGAGUAAGCGCUCCAGAAGCAGAGAGAAAGGGCACAAACACAAAAGUGAUGACAGAAGAGGCCGCUCGAGGAGCAAAGACAGAAGCACCAAUAAGAAAGAGAAGGAGUCCGAACCUGAACACAGUAAAGAUAGAGAGAAGGGCAAUGAGUUGGAGAAAAAGAAUAAAGAAGAUGCUAAAGGAAGAAAUAGAGAGAGAACCAGGACAAAGUCAAAAAGCAAGGAGAGAUCAACCACAAAAGAUGGGCACAGGUCUAGUAGCAGGAACAGGAGGUCUAGUAGCAGGAACAGGAGGUCUAGUAGCAGGAGCAGGGACAAAAGUAGACCUGCAGCUUCGAAAGACAAAGAAGAAAAAGGAGAAAAAGACAAAGAAAGAGGCCGAGAGCGCAGCAGGAGCCGAGAGAGGAGGCGCAACAGUGACAGAGAGAAUAAGAAGCGAGGAUCAUCCAGGGAUAGGGAACGUCGGACAAGAAGUCCUGACAGGAACAAGCCCAGAGAGUCCCACAGAGGCAGACGCUCCAGAAGCAGGAGCAAUAAGAGAAACCGCAGCAAAGACCACUCUACUCAUAGGAAGGAAAGAGAGAGAGAGACCAGCAACAGGAGGAGGAGACGUAGCAGCAGCUCUGACAGCGAUAGGGACAGGAAGAGCAGGAAGAGUCCAGAAGCCAAACGGGGGAGAGACAGAAGCAAGUCCAAAUCAAGGGACAGGAGAAGUCCAGCUAAGCCAAAACCCGACAGUACAAAAGGUAAAGAUGACAGAAGCAACAGUAAGAGGAAUAAAUCGAGCUCCAGCUCAAGCUCUGACAGCGAUUGAAUUUGUCAUAAUUGAAGAUCAUUUGGAUGGAGGUUUGAAAAUCUUUCCCCAUUUUACGCCCAAUACACAGAUGAUAUGCAGCUUCAGGUUUCUAUCCAGAGUGGUGCUCUCAUAUCAUUCAGCCAGUGGUUCACUCUGAACCUCUGACUAUAUGAAAAGGUUAAAAACCAACCUCCACCUCCUCCAGCCGUGCAGAAGUGAAGCCAGAAAUCCCUGAGCCUAGUUUAAUGUUAAAGUCACCCAGUAUCCCUCCUGUCAAGACGGAGGAGGCUGAGUUAUUGAGCCUUGAACGGUUUGAUUUCACUCUUGAUGAGCAUUCAUGUCGACCAUCUUUUCAGUCCACGUUACCAUUAAAUUAGUUCCCCUUGCGUGGAAAAAAAAGAUGUGACAAAGAAGUGAAAAGAAAAAGACAAAGAUGACAGCUUCACAUGAGCUUUGGCUGACAUGGACUUCAAUUUAGUUUUGAAUAGAUGCUGUGAAGGGUGUAGAUUUUUUUUAACCUUAUGAGUGCAUUUUACAGCUGAUGGGAAGCUGAAGCUGCUCAAACUCUGCGACUGAUGGGGAAUUGAAUGGUUAGUACUGACGGUAAGAACAGGUAUUCUCUGAACUGUACAUGGAAGGAGGAAGGCAGGUUGAAGUAUUUUUAUUAUUUUGCAUUCUUGGGUAAAUUAUUUUUGACUUUGCAAUAGUUUUAAUCUCAGACAGUGUAUGAAAAGCAUAUCCAAGAUUUUAACGCAAAACAGUUUUUGUCCAGACACUGUCCUCUAUAAUUUCUUUUAAUUCUAUAUAACACAGCUGGUUUUAAGAAUGAGGAGCGCCUACAUUCUGAAAAUGUUUCUUUCUGGUUUGACUUUCACCAUAAUUUGAAAGGUAUUAUUAUUUCUUGCAUGCUUCUCCCAGUCAUUGUUUGAUAAAAUGUACAACCAUGACUUUUUAAUUUGUAAAUCCACAACCCCUUUCUGUAAACUGUUUGUAACCAGUUUUUGAAAUACCUCUGGUUUAUUUUGAAUGAAAAACAUGGAAAUGUCAUGCUGUAAUUAUACAUACAAAAAAAUCCAUUGGUAUACUUUGUGUUUUGUGCAUGUUGGUUACAAGAUGGAGUCCAUUGAGUUUUGAAAGAAUUAAAAGGCUGGACUUUGAUUUAAACCAAAAUGGGUGAAUGAUCUGCUCAUACUGUCACAGACACACUCUGCUGUUAGUUAUCAGCUUUCAGAUUUACAGUGAUCAACAGUGUUAACAUAACAGGAAAUACACUCUACUCUAUUCCUUUUCAUCCAAAGAGGCUUAUUUGAUGCGGUUUUGGUUUCAGCUUGGUCGGUGUAAGCUGGAGCCCAAAUUUUAGCCUGGUUAAGUUCAUCAAUAUAUUUUGUUGAUAAACAGAAAAAUAAUCUUCAUGUUGAAUUUUAUAUAAGAAAGAAGUACAUUGUUGUCAGAGUUCACCCAAAGGAUUGAGAACACAGUCAAGUCCACUACAGUCUAUGGGCAAAACGUAUGAAGGAGGAUCCCAACAAAAGUUUGUAAAAUACCUGGGGUCCGUUUCACGUAGGUGGUUCAACAAACUCUGAGUUAAAUCCUUAACUCUGAGUUGAUCUACUCUGAGUUAGGAAACUCUGAGUUUCCGGUUUCCCAAUACCUGAUUUGAGACGGUUUUAACAACUCCGAGUAGUUUGACCUGGAGUUAAGCAGGUGCACGCCAGACAUAAACAGCCAGCAUCUGUGGAGCGCAGAUUCAAUGAUCAACCAAUGGAAACAGGGAGAAGGAGGGGGCAGCAGCAAGCCAACAGCGAAUUACAGCACGUUUUUAAAAGAAAGUGCAAUACAGCAGCAGCUGCAAAGGAGAGGGAGAGGGCUUGGGAGGAAAUCGCUGCUCGCGUCAAUGCGUAACUUUAAAUCUAGUCUCGUGCAAUCACAAUGACAGACUGUUGCAGGGAAACUGCUUGAAUCAUUUUGAUCAUGUUUUACAUUGUGAAGUAAGUAUUAAGUGGCAGUUUGAUCCCUUAGAAAAUGCUCUUUUCACACUCAAAAAUGAAUUUUACUCUCUUAUGAUGUUCCGUUAAAUGAUUAGGAAUAUUAAACUAACUCUCAUUAUGUACAUAUAUUAAACUAACACACACUACACUCAAUAUUAGACUUUCACUCAGCAAACAGAAAGAGGGAAGAUGCCAGAAAAACGGGUGGUGGCCCAGCAGCCCCACCUUUAACGGAGGCAGAGGAGCUCCUCUGCCUCCGUUAAAGGUGGGGCUGCUGGACCACCACCUGUUUUUGUGUUAGUUUAAUAUUCCUAAUCAUUUAACGGAACAUAAGAGAGUAAAAUUCAGUUUUGAGUGUGAAAAGAGCAUUUUUUAAGGGAUCAAACUGCCACUUAAUACUUACUUGACAAUGUAAAACAUGAUCAAAAUGAGAAAAUGCCGAUGUCUCACCUGAAACUCUGGGUUUACUGAGUUAAACCUGCUCCCGAGCAGGUUAGGUUCACGGAGUCUGUUACUGUGGUAACUGACCGCGAGGUUGAGUUACCUCUCUUUGUGAAACAGGUUAGAGUUACCCCUCUCUCCCUGGUUUAACUAACCCUCCUUUGUGAAACGGAAAACUCAGAGUUUCCCUGAUUUCAGGGUUAACAAACUCAGAGUUUCCACUAAACCUGCUACGUGAAACGGACCCCUGUUCACAAUAGAGUUGAGUACAAAAGAGUAAAAAUUCUGCAGAGUGAUUAUUCCUCUAUUAGCCAGAACAUUAACACUAACAGAAAUCAUUGAUGUUGAAUACCUCACUACAAUGGCACCUGUCACUUAGUUGGAUAUGUUAAGCAGCAGGUAAACGUUGUGUCAUUGGAGCUGCAAAAAUGGACAAGGGUCAGGGGUGAGCAACUAUGGCAACGGCUGAACUGCGAUGACUGCACGACUGGGUCAUAACAUCUGGAAAACUGUAGCUCAUGCAGUGUCCUUGGUCUGCAGUAGUCAUUGCUAACCUAAAGUUUAAGGGCAGAAAAUGCUUGAUCUGGAGUCCAUGUCAUGGUUGGCCAAGACUUGUGCUCCCUGAUAAACUAUCUCAUAAUUCUAUUUAUUAUAUUUUGGGAUAUGUGAACAUGUUGCUCCUCUAUACAUGUUUGAAAUCAGGCAAUAAAAUGACAUGUCAAUAGUGCUCAUAACUCCAAUUUAUUCUUAUUCACCACAGUGAUGAAUUGAGAGGUUCAGAAACGGCUCCUGUUUAGGAUGGUAACGUCCGCAGUUCAAAGAAUCUUAAAGAAACGAUCUAAGAACAAGAGUAACCAGCUGUCAGAGUCCUCUCACCAUGUAAAUCCCAGUCUCCUCUUUGCAUCUUGAAUAUCUACGGCCUCAUGAAGCUUUUUGAUGUCCUGAGUAACACCAGACACAUACUUCGGCAUUUGCACACCAGUGCAGUCCUGAACAAGGUACCUGGGCCUGACUCCACCGUACACAGGACCAUGACCUCCUCCAAACCCUUCUCUUGCAGCCUUAACCAGAGGCAGCACAUUUCGCUCAGCCGCUGCUGCUUCAUUAAUGACUUGCAGUGAAUAUUGCUGAAACUGUCGGUCCUCUUCAGCGAUGAGCUCCAUCUUCUUUGCCUCAAACUCGAACUCUUCUUUUCUCAACCGCUGAUCUUUAGCUUCUCUUUCAGCCUGUAUUUGAAAAAUAAAAGAUAAAUGUUUUUGUUUUUUUCUUCAGAGAGGAAAGUCACAAGUAUGACAAAGUAUUUAUAACUAUGAUGAUGUUGUGAAGACAGUUUGUUCAUCACCAUCUGUGCUGCAAUAAAGUCCUUUAAUUUUCUUUCAUCUUCUCUGAUCUUCUGAGCCUUCAGUUGCUGUUUCUCAGAAAAUAUUCUGUCAGCUUCUUUUUUGGCCUCCAGUCUUUCUCGGGUGAUCUGUUCAUCCAUUUUGUCCCUCUGCUCCUUUUCCUUAAUCUAAUGAAGUAGUUUGUGUUACAGUUGAGUUAAAAUCAAGAAUUAAAAAAAGUCUCAGGCAUAGCAAGAUUACAAAAGGAAAAGACUCUGUAGGUUUGAACCCACAGGUUUUGACUUAAGUGACCCUUAUGAAGUUACCGUGAGCUCUCUAUGUGCAGCGAUGGACUCCAGCAUCUUCGUCCUCUUCUCAUUCUCUUCUUGCUGCUGUCGGGCUUGUUUCGCCUCCUGCUCAGCCACGGCUUUUGCAAUUCUCUCCUCCUCAUCUGUGGUUUGCUCCUGCUUUCUGACAGUCAGUUUGUCCAUAAUUCGCUCUCUGCGUUCCUGAGCCUCACUGAAACAUCACAGGUGUGUUUAAGUCCUAUUAUACUUCUUAGAAACACAGACAUAUCACAGAGGUCUUAAUUUUUUCUUUGCCCUUACUUAAACAAUUCUUUUUCUCUGUCUUUCCGCAGCUUUAUCAUUUUCUGUUUCGCAGCAAGAAACAGGGUCCUUUGCUUGUCUUCAGCUUCUUGUUUUUGUACGUCAGCCGCUCUAAUAAGAUCUCUGUUUGUGAGAUGUUCCUGCAAAUACAGAGCUUUUUAGAGUGAAUACAUGUGCUAUGAAAAAAAGCGUGCAAUUAAUGAACAAGCUGUGCUGCUCAGAUGCUACCAGGUGAGCUUGCAUCAGGUCUUUCCUCUUCUUUUCUUCUUGUUCUCCCUCCAUUCUUUGUUCCAGCAGAUAAAGCUCCCGAAGCUGUUGGAUUUUCUCUCCUUCCUUCUUGUCCUCCAGCUUCUCUUGCUCUUUGAACAGCUUCUUUUCUUUAAUCCUAAAGGGUGGGAAAGAUUUCCAAAUAAAAUGAAUUCUCUACACAUCUCCUCCAGCUCUUGUUCGAUAUUAAAAUCAUGUUUUUAUUUUUCUGAUGUCAGACUUACUGGUUUUUCAAGUCCUCUACAACAGUCUGUCUUUCGAGGUUUUUUUCAAGUGCUUUCUCCUUCUCUUUUCUCAAAGCCUCAACCUCUCUGGUCUUCUCAAUAUCAGUGAAUUUUUUGUCCACAUCUUUGGAGGCACUCUGAAUUCUUUGCUUUAACUCGAUUUGAGCCUCUCUCUCUUUUAGCACCUCAGUCAGCAAAAGGGCACGCUGCAGAAACAGGUAAAAUAAGUCCAUAAGGUUUACAUCACUGUCACCAAUUCAUAAAUGUGGGUUUGAAGAUCCUGAACAGUACUCACAUGUAAUCCUUUAACUCGGUCAGUUUGAUAAUACAUUUGAGUCUUGGCUUUCUCAAUGGCCUCUUUCUUCCUCUGCUCCUGAUAUUCAGCCUCUUCUUUAUCAAUCUGUUUCCUUUUUUCUUCCUCAAUCUGCUCCCGGAUCUUCUUUGCCUCUAGUUUUUUUUGCCUUUGACCCUUUAAUGUAAGUCAACACACACUCUGUUAACCCGCACAGUGACCUUCACAGGCACAUCUUGAUUCUAACAGAAACCCACACCAGGAACACUUACAGCGAUGGUAUUGGACCACGUUUUCACCACCUCCUUAGACUGCAUAUGGAGUUUUUCUCUCUGUCUUGCCUCCUCCCUCAUUCUGUCUUUCUCUCUAUUGACCUGGUUCAAUUCAUCUUGAAUCCUCCGCCAUUCACUCUUGGACAGGACAGCAAUUUGUUGGAGGUCUGGUGGCUGGAUCAUUUUGUUGGCAUCAUCUGCUGAAACCACUAUAAAAAAGGAAAUUACAAAGACUGCAUGACCCAACAUUCAACCUUUAUUAAUAUAGUUUUCAUAAAGGGAUUGAUUAAUAGUUUUAAACAGUCAUUUAUUAAGUGCUUCUAUCUUGAAUUUGACAUACCUGGUUUAAUCAGUUGAAAUAUUGAAAUUAAUAUCAGCAUUAAAAGACAAGUUAAGGUUAUAUUAUUUAUGGUCUUGCCUUACAAAAGUGUUUUUUAGGUGCUCUCGGGCAUGUCUAUAAUAACCAGUACAGAUAUCCAGAUUUUGUACCUUACUGCCACCAAAACACGUUAUGUCAUAGCUACUAACAUAUCAAAGGUCUAUUUGUGCUUUUUUAAUGUUUAGCUUUAGUUUUUGUGUGAAAUAAUCAGGACAGGAGGCAGAUUCUGAUUUCUUUGCACAGUAAACUAACUCAGCAGUUUUGAAGCUCUUACCUCUCCUGCUGGAGCCUCUCCGUCGACCGUGUUGAGCAACCGAGGCCAUUUGUUUUCUAAAGAUGAAAUCACACAAAACUAUUACUGCCGAGUUAAAAAGAAAAUUAAGAAAUUAAGUUACCUAGUGAACGUUUAGUUUUUCCAGGCGAUUCAAAGCUGUGUUACUGUCGCACUGUUGUGUUGUAUCCAGGCAACAGCUGAACCAAUCAGAAGCCUUUCCGCUGACGGACGACAGGCGGCGCUGUGUGUUAAAACUUCACCAGUAACACAAUGAAACAUGACUUGGGUUUUGAUCAGAAAAGGAAAAAAUAGACAGUCAAUUUUAAGACGCCUACCAGAGUGAAAUAAUGACACUGGAGGGAUUGAAUUAAAUUGGUUGAAAGAAUAAAGUAUUUAAUUUAGCUUUUAAGUUUUAAUUAGAGGCUCAUGAGUGAAACAAUCCUUACAUGUAAAGCAACCUCUUUCAUAAUAAUCACAAUAACUUCAUCAAAAAUCCUUUAGCCAACU